Molecule: messenger RNA, 2072 nt
Organism: Schistocerca serialis cubense
Lineage: Eukaryota; Metazoa; Arthropoda; Insecta; Orthoptera; Acrididae
Product: protein BANP-like
Exons: 8
Coding region: 155-1462 (435 amino acids)
Biological process (GO): negative regulation of protein catabolic process; protein localization to nucleus
Molecular function (GO): DNA binding
Source: RefSeq, a predicted model, not a curated record
GGACAAGAUGGACGACGUGCAUGACGCCACUUCUUGUUGGCUGUUUGUAGUGUGGCUACCAGAAACGCUGCUUUCGAUUGGCUCAACAAGCCAGCUGGUGGUGGACGCCAUUGCAUCGUUGAAAACGUGAAAUCGCGAAAUCUGCUGGCCAAAGAUGUCUGUUGAACCCUCUGUAAAAAGGAUUCGUGGAGAAGGAAGCUCUGUGAUAGAAGCCAUUCAGACUUGUUGCAAGUACAUAGCAGAUUUGAAGCAAGUGUUUAAUCAGAGGUUUUCUGUUCUUGAAAGCAAAGUAGGCAUAAUGGCAACAAAUUUUAACACCCUUCUACAAAGGAUGGAUGCAUUGGAAAAUUUGGUAAAAAGAUCACUAAAAUGUGAUAGUCACAAACAUACAUGUUGUGAGGAUGUGUUGGGAAAGAUUGAGCGAAUGGAGGAAGCUUUGAAAUCUGUUUCCAUUAUGAACCAGUCAGCAAUAUCAAAAGAUGCAACAGACUCAGGAUCAGAGAGUUGGUCAUCUCCUGUAGUGUUGGUACGGAAUAAUAAACCAGCUCAAGUCAGUGCCUCUGUUGGACUGGACUCAACAGUUCAGGUUAUUACACUAAACAGUGAAAAUGAUUAUCCUGAUGGCUCUUGGCUAGGGGAUGAAACUAAUCCUGAGUCAAGAGUUCGAUGUGGCAUAACUCCAGCUAACCUCCUACACAUCAAUACGUUCUGUCAUAGUCCAGAAAAAAUGGCUGUUACGUUGUUGGAUUAUUUAUUUCCAAGAGAAGUUCUGGCAGUUUCAAACCUCUCUGGGAAGGGAAAGCAUGGAAAAAAACAACUGGAUCCACUUAUGAUAUAUGGCAUUCGUUGCCAUUUAUUACACAAGUUCAAUAUUACUGAACGAGACUGGUACAGGAUAAAGCAGAAUAUGGACUCUAAAUGUAGAACAGCAUGGAGGAAGAAGGUGCGAGGCCUGCCUCUUGGAGGAUUCAAGAAUACUAGCUCAAACGAUGCUUCCAGUCAUCAGCUAAUCUGUGAAGAUGGUGAUCCACUUAUUAUAACCUCAAGUCAGUUUACUGAAGAUGAUACUGUAGAGGAAAUAGAAACACAGUUAAUCCAUACACCAGAGGGAGAUAUUAAGGUGUUGCACGCUACUCCAGAGCAACUCGCCAGACUCCAAGAAAUGCGUCAUGUUCAAGUUUUCAGUGAAAGUUUGGUAGUACCUGUUCUUCAUGAAAGUUCUCAUAUUCUUGAAACUGAAGAAUCAGAUGUACCCACUGAUGAUAGUCCACCAUUGACUAUAGUAACAUCUAGUGGCAAUGUCACUCUUGAUGUUGCAGAAAUUGCAAGAAAUAACCCAAAUUUUCUUGAAGCGCAAGAUAUAUCAAUGGGAGCAGCACAAUUAUUGCAAGCUGAAAGUGAAGAAGAAAACUCCGAAAACAUAGUUAAAAAGAGUGGUUCGUGUUAUAUAGUCCCUGAGUAGAGCAGAAAGGAACAUCACCUAUGGACAUUAAAUGAAAAUAGAGGGGAAGUCUCCUUAAACAUUCAGUUUAUCUAAUGGGAAGAGUUUCUGUUGUUUCAUUCAUUGCAGGCAAAGAAAACAGCUGGGUUUUUUUUUUUUUUUUCCUAAUUAUGACUGACAGAUACUACAUUUUUCUUAACAGCCAUUGACACACUGUUUAACAAACAUUGAUCUGUUCCGUGCAAAAACUAUAUUUAAGUAAGAAAUACAAGUGGCAACCAUCAGUGUGGAGUAUUAUUUACAAUAAUGAAAUGAACACAAAAGGGAGAAAACGUAUACUAGUUCGUCAAACCUCUCAAGUGUGAAACUGUAUUUUUAUAAUGUACAUUUGAAUUAUAUGUAGGUAUUCCAUGUUUACACUUUGAUUUAUAAUAAAUGUUUGCAAUGUUUCAUUCUCUUUAUGACCCACACCUGUUGUUACGUUAAGGAAUUGGUUAUUGUUGCUUUGACAGUUUUUAUUAAUUGAUUGAAUAAAUAUGUGUAAUUGUAGCGAUUUACUUGCACUUCGAAAUUUUUGUGGAUUUUCUAUUUGCUGUCUCAGUGAAGCUAAAAUUCAACAAUAUUUAUGCCA